This is a messenger RNA of Dermacentor silvarum, 3991 nucleotides long. It is a transcript of the gene VGAT, whose product is annotated as vesicular inhibitory amino acid transporter. The transcript has 3 exons. The coding region runs from base 152 to 1669 and encodes 505 amino acids. The record is from RefSeq and is a predicted model, not a curated record. Gene Ontology annotation, molecular function: amino acid transmembrane transporter activity. Gene Ontology annotation, cellular component: vacuolar membrane. Lineage: Eukaryota; Metazoa; Arthropoda; Arachnida; Ixodida; Ixodidae. Gene Ontology annotation, biological process: amino acid transmembrane transport.
AGGAAGACCACUCGUGCCCGGGAGUAAAGUUGUGGAUACGAGCGCCUUCCACUAGCUCUCUACAGCGAAAGGACCCGGCACGACCGGACGGACCCUACAGUUCGUCGUCGAUCUGUGUGUGGAAGUUGGGACUGAGAGAGAAACCUACAACAUGGCCGACCACUUGAUCUACAAAGUGACGGGCUUCAUACAGAAAGCCCGGUCGUAUAUGCCCGGUGCAUGCGGGGAAGAAAACUCCGGAGAGCAGCUGCACUUCGCCAAGCAAGGGAAUGACACCGAACUCUCAAAUUUUCAGGGCAUCGGCACUGGGAGUGGAGAGGGCGGAGAAUACGCCGAGACGUCGCUCACCGAGGGCGUCAACGGCCUGGCCCCGCAAAGGAGCGUCGACGUGGUGGACGAGUUCGGGGGACGGGAAGGCGAGAAGAUUUCCGAGUGGCAGGCGGGAUGGAACGUCACCAACGCCAUCCAGGGUAUGUUCAUCGUGAGCCUGCCUUACUCGGUGCUCCACGGCGGCUACUGGGGCAUUUUCGCCCUCGUCUUCGUCGCCUACAUGUGCUGCCACACGGGCAAGAUACUCGUGGACUGCCUCUACGAGCCGAACGAGCGCGGAGAGCUCGUUCGAGUCCGGGACAGCUACGUCGCCGUGGCCCAGACGGUGCUGGGCCCGCGGUGGGGCGGCAAGGCCGUCAACAUCGCCCAGAUCAUCGAACUGCUCAUGACCUGCAUCCUGUACGUGGUUCUCUGCGGAGACCUCAUGAUCGGCUCCUUCCCCGAAGGCGCCGUCGACCAGCGGUCCUGGAUCAUGCUCACCACCAUGGUCUUGCUUCCGUGCGCCUUCCUCAAGAACCUGCGGUCCGUAUCGAUGCUGAGCUUCUGGUGCACCGUCACUCACCUUUUCAUCAACGUCAUCAUCCUCGGCUACUGCCUGUCCCGAGCCUCCGAGUGGGCCUGGGCCAAGGUCCAGUUUCGCAUCAACAUCAACAAGUUUCCGGUCACGAUGGGCAUCGUCGUCUUCAGCUACACGUCGCAGAUCUUCCUGCCCACGCUCGAAGGGAACCUCGUGGACAAGACCAAGUUCCACUGCAUGCUCAAUUGGAGCCACAUCGCCGCCGCCGUGUUCAAGGCGCUGUUCGCGUACGUCUGCUUCCUGACGUUCGCCGAGGAGACCCAGGAGGUCAUCACCAACAACCUGCCGACCAAGGGCUUCAAGAUAGUCGUCAACCUGAUCCUGGUCGCCAAGGCGCUCUUCUCCUUCCCGCUGCCAUACUUCGCCGCGUCGGCCCUGAUCGAGCACGCCUACUUCCGGGAGCGACCCAAGACCCUGUUCCCCUCCUGCUACGCCAUCGACGGCGAGCUCCGGGUGUGGGGACUGGCCCUGCGGGUAGGGCUCGUCAUAUUCACCAUGCUGCUGGCCAUCUCGAUCCCGUACUUCGCCCUGCUCAUGGGUCUGAUCGGGAGCUUCACUGGAACCAUGCUGUCCUUCAUCUGGCCCUGCUACUUCCACAUGAAGCUCAAGUGGGACACCAUGGAGUGGUACUCCAUCAGCUGGGAGGUGUUCAUCAUGUGCUUCGGGGGCUUCUCCGGCCUCGUAGGCAUCUACACCUCGUUCGCAGGUCUCGUGGAGGCCUACCACCUUCCGCUGCCUCACGUGCCGGUCAUAGAAUCUUAGAACGUGCCUCGUUACUAAUAUCGCGCGCAGCGAUAAGGCUUUUAUUUCCUUCUAUUGUUGUUUGUGUGCGUGUUCCGUGAGUCUGAGUUGACAUGUUCAUGCAUGUUUGUGCGAAUUACGAGAGAGGCUUUCCUUCCUGUGGGACGUCGAAACGGGUCGGCACGGGAUAACCACAGAAAAAAGAAAGAAGCGGCACUAGCGAUGUCGAUGAGGUCUCGUGGGCUAGAACCUCGUGAAGACGUGCGUCUACAUCAAUGCUUGACUUAGUAAGACUACUGUAGUCGCUGUAAACCUCCUGAUAAAUCAUACGAGACCGAUAAUCGUUUGGGGGAGUAGAACUAAUCACCUACGUGGCACAAUCACUUUACGCGCGCAGUCGUUAGGUUCGCAGCUACCGUACGGCUGAGUAAAGACAACCCCGCGGACAAAGCAACCUUAGUUUCCUUUUUUAUGAUUUUUUUAACAAUGCUACUUAUGCUAUGUUUUCAAAUGAAAUCAGUAGUCUGAAAAAAAACGCACGAGUUACCGAACACAGCCUGCUCGAGCACUCUACUUUCUCGGAUACUUUCCCGAAAGCAGUAUAUCUCCCAGAACCGUAUUCGGUGCCUAGACAAAAUAAGCAAGAGGAGUUGUUUCGAACGGGACAAAACUGACUGAGUUAUAGCUGACCCGUUUUGAGCAUUGAGACAUUGAUAUCUUACUGACUCCUCGACAGGUAAUAUUUGUUCUUGAACAGACUACCACUGUAUGCUGUAUAAUUUUCAAUAAGCACGAGCGAGCAGGAAAUAUCGCAAUUUCAUGCAAUAUGCCGAUCGAAGCUACGCAACGCAUUUUGAAUGAGACGGCAGUAAGUUAUCUCUGCCUAAAAUUCAGACCAAUAUGUCUUCCAGUGACUGUAUUGUUGAUGUAAUCAUUAGUAUAGCUAGCUGCGAAGUGCACAUCGAAAAAAGAAGCGGUUAGCCACAGACAUCAGGCAACACACUCGCAUUGCUUGGAGCACUGUGAACUUGAAUCUAUUGCCUGAAAAGGAAGAAUAGUUGCAGAAUUACUGCAUCCCUGUGAAGCAGCAAUUUUUAUUGGCCAGCACUUGCAUAUCGACCAUAACGAUGACGAAGAAAAUGAGACGAUAACUAAGAUGUCCGUGACUAUCAACUGGGUAACAUGUUCGAUAAGUGGAACCCAGCCUAAGCGCCAUGAAGUCAGGAACGAACAUUUUUGACAUACGGAAAUGUAUUCGUUGAGGUCUUGACGAUGGGGAAUGAAUUUUCACAGAUGCAGCGCCUUACUGAUGCUCGAAAGUAGUUCCUGCGCAGUCCUUGCAGACCGCUGCCUUCUUGUGGGAUUCGCAUCAGUAAGAUUUUUUUAGAGUCAUUCCAAAUGGUCUGUCACAACAUUUUAGCUAAAAAGCUUUCUUUGUGUACUACCAACUGUAAACACCCGCAGUGUGAUUUCUUCUGGUGGCAUGAGGAUUCAUCGCUGAAAAAAAGAAAAAGGUGGAUAGAGAUAGCAAAAUACAUGUUCUGCCUUCAUUGUAAAGGCAGUUGUCCAGCCUUUAUUUGAAGUACAUACUUCAAUUAAAGUGAAAUUAAGUUUUACAGUCUUCCAUGGUAUCUUUUAAGUGAAGUAAGCAAAUCCUCAAACCCUCAUCUGUCUUUAAUGGUUGUGAAACUAUCACGUGCUUUACGAGCAGUUAUAUAUGUUCAAGCUAGAAACAGGACUCUGACAAACAAAAUAGAAAUACAUCCCCACGCACAGCAAAAAGACUUUUCUGCUAAAUAAUGUUUUCUUCCAAGAAAGUUUCGAUAAGUUCUACGCUAGGUUAACAAAAAAUAUGCUCAUUGUGUAAACAGGCUUGGCGUACUUCAAAAUGUGUUGUGAGUCAAAUGAAAGUUCGCAUGCGGUGAAGAGAACUGCUAGCUCAAAGUUAACAGUCUUCCAUUUUAACUAGAUGAUACUGCGAAUGCUUCUUUACGCACUAGAUAGUUACCCCCGGUUUUACAAAUCUUGGUGUGUUAUAGUGUGAGCUGCGUAACGAAUAUCCUCACAGCGAUUCACGAUACAAUUCUAAAUGUGCUCCCAGUUGCAUAUAACCGCCGUGUGAUCGAUCAUCAUGUUAAAUACGCUUCUGUCGACAAAUGAUGUGAUAGACUUUCAUGAUUCCCUAAAACGAAGGGUUAUUCCUGGUGACUCUAUUUGCGCAAAUUGGUCUAAACACUCUUUGCAGAGUCAUUGCAUCCUCAAAUCAAGCAAGUUAAUCCUGACUGGUCACAAAUCGGGCAAAGGCAAUCGAUCGGGGAGUGCGAGUGUUCUCGCAAACGGACU